Molecule: messenger RNA, 2444 nt
Organism: Dufourea novaeangliae
Lineage: Eukaryota; Metazoa; Arthropoda; Insecta; Hymenoptera; Halictidae
Exons: 2
Coding region: 288-1940 (550 amino acids)
Cellular component (GO): nucleus
Molecular function (GO): zinc ion binding
Source: RefSeq, a predicted model, not a curated record
CGACGACGAUAGACGGUGAAAACGUGACGUACCAAUUUUAUAUUACGGUUGUCUGACGCGGAGGCGAGAGCCCGCGCUCUCGGAGCUUUUUGCGAGGUAUAAUACAUUUUCCCGCGGUGCGCGCGGGGACAGAGACACGGAGACCAGGCUGCCACGAGCCACGCGUGGCGGAUCUCGCUAAACACACCACGCAUCAGGGGCUUGAAAGCUUUCCUCUCGCACGCGACGACUAUAACACAAUCGUCGCGCGGCGCGAAACACUCUCGGUUGCUCCCUGUUGUACCGUUAUGGAGACCCUCGAGUCGAGCCGCGUGUGCCGUCUCUGCGGCAAGCAAUCCGGUAUCUCUAUUAAUAUAUUCGACAAGAAUGAGAACCACGUGAAGAAAAUCAACGCCGUUCUACCGAUCAUGGUGCAUGAGAUGGACCUGUUGCCGAAACACAUGUGCCAUCGGUGCAGCUACAAGCUGGAGGAGUUUCACAAGUUUUACGUCGACUGUCUGAAAACGGACGCGAACCUGAAGAGUCAGUUGUCCUGGAUGAGAAAGGAGGAUCCCCAGGAGAGGGUCGGUAUACCGAUGGUGCAGAUCGAGAACGUGAAGAUCAAGAUCGAGCCGCCCGAUUACGACGCGUACAACAUCAGCCCGAUGGCUGACAACGUGAACUACAUUAAUUCCGUGGCGUUCCAGCCGAACGAUCUCUCGUACGCCGCCGCUGCGUACAGAUGCAGGUGUUGCUGUGAUAAAAUGGACCAAAGCAAUCGAAAUCUAUCAACGAAUUAUCAACGUACCGCGAUGUCGCGAUGCAAUCGGAACGGUAACAUCGAGACCGUGACCAAUGGUCAGGCGAACGGCACGUUGCUGGUGAAGAGGAAUCUCUUCAACGAUAGAACGUUUCAAGAACAGUCGAACGUACCGACCACCGUUACUGGAAACAAGAAAAAAACGAAUUCUUCGGAUAUAAAACCUAUGGAAGAUGUGAAAAGUAUGACCGUCGUUAACGAAGAGGUAACGAAAAGCGUGUUUGUCCGGAACUUGAGACCCAGGAAGAUAUCUGUGAACUAUAUGGGAAGUAAAAGGAAACCAGCUGCGGCGCAUACAUCGAAGACACCGAAAUCGGAUGUAACCACGCCACAGCUGGAGUUCGAGGCGACGCAGAUCAAGUUGGAGAAGUUCGACGACUUUGACGGUCGUAUUCUCAGACCCAGGAAAGGGACGGUCGAUUAUGUAGGGCCGAAGAGGAAGUACUCCAGGAAUAAAAACCAAAGAUCGAGGGUAAAUGGAUACAGAGUGGACGAGCAUAAAGUUCGUAACAUAGCGAGUAAAUUGAAGGUACCGUCUAGGGAGGUGUCGAUAGGGGAUAUGAUUAGCUCCGUGAAGCAAGAACACCUUUCCGAUCUCGAGGAUAACCCGUCGGACGAACCGUUGGCGUCGUUGUCGAGCAACGAACGAAGCUCCAAUCUGGCCAAUGAAAUUGGCGCGUUGUCCAACGAUCUUCUAGCGAACAUUCAAAACGAGAGAGUGAAUUGCGUUGUAUUGGGUUCAGCGGAAUCCUUAGUCGCCCUCGACAAAUUGAAGUCCCCGAGGAUCACGUCGAGAAGCAAACCGAAAUCGGAGAGGGUGAAUUUGAACGGGAUCGCGGAUACUGGGUAUUCGACCAAGUAUUUGAGGAGUCACGAUGUGAUUCUUCGAAACGGCAGGAUAAAGAAGUUGGGCAACACCGAGGUGUCCGCUAGGAAAUUACGGAGAAGCCUUCGAAAUCUAAGCGAGGCGGGUAAACCGACCGAGAGGGACCUGAUGAAGGCGAUCAGAGGCAUCGUCACCGCCAAGAAUAUCUCAGCGUCGAUAAAGCUGGUCGAUAAUAAUAUUAAGCACUAUUGCGAGGAAUGCAACACGAAGUUCGUUAGCAAAGAGUUAUUUAAAUUGCACGUGUGUUAUCAUUGAACUCGCCGCCGGCUUAUGGGAUGAAAUAGAGAUAUAUAUGUAUAUAUAUAUUUUUAUUCGAGGAGAUUUUAACGAAUAUUUUCAAUCAGGUUCGCGUUCAUUGUGUAACGUGUGGUAGGAUAGAGCUAGGGACUCUUAACCGGGAAGGGAGCAGUGUCUCUGAAUAGUACUCCCGGUUAUAAGAUAUCGAAAAAUAUUGGGACCGUAGCGAGGAAGUACUUUCGCGAGCAUGAACCAGCGAGUAAUAUAUAUAUGUACCUUUAUCCGUGUAUUUUGAUAAUGAGAGCGAUAGGGAAGCGUUAAUAUAAUACCUUAUUAUUUUUAUGAACGACAAAUGUACACUUACAAGUGAUUGUCAGACGCUGACGCAAAAAAAAGACGGCGACAAAUGUUACAAUAUAUACGCUUAAGGAGUUUAUGUACAGUCAGUCACAAAAAAAAGGGAACUUUACGUACAACCCAUAAACUUGCAAUAUUACGAACAAGCUUUUCGUGAUAUAAACG